GUUUCAAGAUUUUGACAGGCAGUCGUCAAGUUGGUCCUGCAUUGCACUCUGCGCCUCCUGCAGUUGUUGACGGCGCAGUUUGUUGUACGAAACUUGAAGGUCGCUACCUCCAUGUGCAGCAGGUAAGGCACCGACGCAAAUAUCACAGGCCUGGCGCCCAACAACUUCGUCGUGGAUUGCGACCCCGAGUUGUUUUGAAUUCAAUUCAUGGUUCAUCUCAUCCCUUAAAACUCAAAAACCCACCUGGCCUUCCAAGCUCACCCCUGAUAAACAAAACACAUCAACAAAACAUCGCGUGUUUUCAUCGACCAACAUUCUUCGAUUAUGGAGAAAAUCAUAUACAGCCCGGAACUGACCAUUCCUGACACUCUGUUGCUGCGAAACCUCGCCGACGACAUCCAGCGGCACAGGGAAAUCAAAGGAGCUAGCUCCAACGUCGACCGCGAUGAGGGUUACGCCAGCACAGGAUCUGGCCGUUCUGCGGCCCAGGACGCCAUCAACAAAUACGGCAUCUCAGAAGAGCGGGAUGCCACCGACAUUCAGAAGUUGAAUGGAUUCAAUGACCCCGACAGCGAGGACUUUGAACCAACGGUGAUCUCGUCACUCGAUCUCGGGGACCUACAGGCUAGGCUCCCCGCCGUCGUGUACCAGAAUGUCGUCCUGCCCUACAUCGCCUGGGCCCGCACGGUUGUGCGGCACGACACCGACGUCAUAAUGUUGACACACCUCAUCAUGUACUUCACCACGUCGCUGCCCAGCGCCGUCUGGCUGUUCUACCACUUCACCUACCUCCACGGCAUCUUCCACUUCGUCAUGCAGUUCUGGUACAUGGGCACCUACACGCUCAUGAUGCACCAGCACAUCCACAUGAGCGGCAUCCUCGCCAAGCGGCCGCUCCUGCGCCUGUUCGACACCUUCUUCCCCUACCUCACGGACCCGCUGAUGGGCCACACGUGGAACACGUACUUCUACCACCACGUCAAGCACCACCACGUCGAGGGCAACGGGCCGGACGACCUGUCGUCGACGCUCCGCUACCAGCGCGACGAGCUGCUGCACUUCCUGCACUACAUCGGCCGCUUCCUGGUCCUGAUCUGGCUGGACCUGCCGCUGUACUACCUGCGCAAGGGCAAGUACGUCAACGCCGCCAAGGCCGCCUUCUGGGAGCUGUCCAACUACACGGCCAUCUACAUGAUGUACCGGCUCAACAGCCGCGCGGCCGUUUUUGUGUUUAUCUUGCCGUUGACGCUCAUGCGCAUCGGCCUGAUGGUCGGCAACUGGGGCCAGCACGCCUUUGUCGAUGCCGACGAGCCGGACUCUGACUUCCGCUCGAGCAUCACGCUGAUCGAUGUGCCGAGCAACCGCUACUGCUACAACGACGGCUACCACACGUCGCACCACCUCAACCCGCGCCGCCACUGGCGGCACCACCCGGUCGCCUUCCUCCGGCAGAAGGAGACGUACGCGACCGAGAAGGCCCUCGUCUUCCACAACAUCGACUACCUCAUGAUCACGGUGCGCCUGCUCCGGAAGGACUACGCCCACCUCGCCCGCUGCCUCGUCCCCAUCGGCCCGCAGAUCGACCUCUCGUUGGAGGAGAGGGCGGAGAUGCUGCGUCGCCAUACGAGGAAGUUUGGGGAGGAGGAGAUUAGGGUCAAGUUUGCGGGUGCUGGUGGUGGUGGGGAGGGGGAGAAGAAGAAGGAGUAGGGGGUUUGUUUG
Molecule: messenger RNA, 1719 nt
Organism: Chaetomium fimeti
Lineage: Eukaryota; Fungi; Ascomycota; Sordariomycetes; Sordariales; Chaetomiaceae
Product: fatty acid desaturase
Exons: 3
Coding region: 325-1707 (460 amino acids)
Biological process (GO): lipid metabolic process
Source: RefSeq, a predicted model, not a curated record